GAUGGCUACUACAGGAAGUAGGAAGUAGUAGCGGAGAGCGGAAACCUGGGCUACACGGGCUGAAGACCGGAAGAAUCUGUUAUAAAAAAAGUUGUAAACAAAAUUUACCGGCAGAGUUUGCCCCUGAGAGGAGGGCUAUGUUAACUGGGGUUUAGACUGGCGGCACCGGCGGAAGGGGUCGGUGUGAAGGGAAGCCUCGGCGCUACUGUCCCGGAAGUCAGAGGCGACAUUUGUGAUAAACUGACACCAUGCAACCUCGAGGACCCUGAUGCCCUGCACAGUGUCUGUGAUGGAAGGGGGGGGUAGUUACUCACAGCCUGAGCUACAACACGGAGCCAGCGGAAUGUGUUCAACAGCUGCUAUGCAAUACCAGCCCAGCCAGUUAGAAAUAGAGGCCCCGGCGCUGGCUGGUUCCCAGUGGACACAUUACCCAUAUUCACCUGCUCAUUGCUUGCCCCAUGCUCCUCUCACCAGCUCAGAUUCAUCACAGUUUAAUGGCCAAACAGAAUAUUAUAGUCGGAAUUUCUCGACUCCAUUCUCCAACUACUAUUCAGAGAGCCAAACGUACAUUCAGGACCCAAUCAAUUUUUUAAAUGAUUUUUCCAAUCCUUCUGCCCUGUCUUCCCCGGAUUCCCUAUCUGGCAUCACGGACACUGACGACUUUCUCCCAGCUGACAGUCUUAACAGUUUACCGACAAUUUGGGACGUCAACACACCUUCUCAGGACACCAGCACAUCGCUCUUUUCCCCCACUCGUCCAUUUGGAUUCAACCGCUUUGAGGACUUUCAGGCUAUAAUCAGUACUCCUCCUGUACAGCAACGGGCUCCAAAUGUGGUGGAGGAGGAAGAGGAAGAUGAAGACGCAGAGGAGCUGGGGCAUACUGAGACCUAUGCAGAUUACGUGCCUUCUAAAUCUAAAAUUGGCAUACAGCACCCUGAUCGUGUAGUAGAGACUAGCACUUUGUCCAGUGUUCCCCCGCCAGACGUCAGCUAUUCUCUGUUUCUCCCCAGUUCUGUCAUUGACAGGGGACUGCUUUCUGCUUUGCAGCUUGAAGCCAUUGUAUAUGCUUGCCAGCAACAUGAAGUAAUCCUACCUGGUGGACAGAGAGCUGGAUUUCUGAUUGGAGAUGGUGCUGGUGUUGGAAAGGGACGGACUGUUGCUGGCAUUAUAUUGGAAAACUACCUGAGGGGAAGAAAAAAAGCUCUGUGGUUUAGUGUAUCCAAUGACCUGCGCUGUGAUGCAGAGCGAGAUCUGCGUGACAUUGAUGCCAGUGGUAUUCCAAUACAUGCCCUCAGCAAGAUCAAAUAUGGAGACACAUCUGCCUCAGAAGGUGUCCUAUUUGCCACUUAUUCAGCACUUAUUGGUGAGAGUCAGGCUGGAGGACAACACCGUACACGAAUUAAACAGAUACGAGACUGGUGUGGUGAGAAUUUUGAUGGACUGAUUGUGUUCGAUGAAUGUCACAAAGCCAAAAAUGCUUCCUGCACCAAAAUGGGUCGUGCAGUACUAGAGCUUCAGAACAAUCUGCCUUUGGCACGAGUGGUAUAUGCUAGUGCCACAGGUGCAUCCGAGCCCAAGAAUAUGAUCUAUAUGAGCCGGUUGGGUAUCUGGGGAGAGGGCACGUCUUUCAGCACUUUUGAUGAGUUCUUGCACGCUAUUGAGAAAAGGGGUGUGGGCGCUAUGGAGAUUGUUGCCAUGGAUAUGAAGGUGAGCGGCAUGUACAUCGCAAGGCAGCUGAGCUUCACAGGUGUCAACUUCAGAAUCGAGGAAAUCCCCUUAAAUGAAUCUUAUAAAAAGAUUUACAAUCGAGCUGCCCUGCUGUGGGCCGAAGCACUGACUGUUUUCCAGACGGCUGCCGAUUGGCUAGGAUUGGAAUCGCGGAAAUCUCUCUGGGCUCAGUUCUGGUCAUCUCAUCAGAGAUUCUUUAAGUACUUGUGUAUAGCUGCUAAAGUUCAGCGGCUGGUUACGUUGGCCCACCAAGAUCUUGCCAAGGGCAAGUGUGUUGUAAUUGGUUUACAAUCUACUGGUGAAGCUCGUACCCGGGAAGUGAUGGAUGAAAAUGAUGGUCAUCUAGACCGCUUUGUGUCUGCUGCAGAGGGCGUGUUUAGGUCUUUGAUCAAAAAACACUUUCCUUCAAAUAAGAGGAAACGAGAGAAAGGCUUGCUGAAAAGGAAAAAAAGGGGAAAACAACGCACAGGAAAGUUUUCACGUUGUGAACUUGGUGGAUUAAUACGCAUCAGUGAGGAAAGCAGCUCUGAUUCUGAAGGAGUGCUGGACAGUGACUCUAAUUCCUCCCCUGAGUCCCUACAAGAUAACGAUGAUGUCAUCUUUGUAGAACACACCUUAAAUGGGCUCACGAUACCUGACCGUGGCCCGGAACAGGUUGAGCAAAUGAAGAUGGAUCUUUUGGCCAAGGUGGAGGAAUUGGGCAAGGAGCUACCUCUCAACACUUUAGACAUGCUUAUAGACCAGCUUGGAGGUCCAGACAAGGUGGCUGAGAUGACUGGCAGGAAGGGUCGUGUGGUUCGCCACAGUGAUGGAUCUCUCGGAUAUGAAUCUCGAGCCGAGCAGAAUUUAUCCAUAGAUAAUAUCAAUUUAAGGGAAAAGGAACGUUUUAUGAAUGGGAGUAAGCUGGUGGCAAUUAUUUCUGAAGCUUCGAGUUCAGGUAUUUCACUACAGGCCGACCGGCGGGUACCAAAUCAACGUCGACGGGUACACAUGACACUGGAACUGCCAUGGAGUGCAGAUAGAGCCAUACAACAAUUUGGUCGUACUCACCGCUCUAACCAGGUGUCUGCUCCUGAGUACGUUUUCCUCAUAUCAGAACUUGCUGGAGAGAGGCGGUUUGCUUCUAUUGUGGCUAAGAGACUGGAAAGCUUGGGUGCCCUGACUCAUGGGGACCGGAGAGCCACAGAGUCUAGAGAUCUUAGCAAGUACAACUUUGAGAAUAAGUAUGGGUCAAGAUCACUGGAACAGAUAUUAUCAGCUAUCCUAAACCAGACACAAAGGGAUGUGCCUCCUCCACAGGGGUACCCAGGAGGCCCUGCUGCAUUCUUCCAGGAUAUGAAGCAGGGUCUGCUUUCUGUUGGAAUUUGCUGUAAAGAGACAAAGUACAACGUCGUUGUUGAUAAAGAGUGUUCAGUAACAAAGUUUCUGAAUCGGAUGCUGGGCCUAGAAGUUCACAAACAAAACAGCCUUUUUCAGUUUUUCACUGACACAUUUGACUAUAUAAUUGAAAAGGACAAGAAGGAUGGCAAAUAUGACAUGGGUAUCCUAGAUUUGGCACCUGGAGUUGAUGAAAUAUAUCAAGAGAGUAAAGAAAUUUUCCUGACCCCUGGGCAUCCACAGGAUGGACAAGUUGUGUUUUACAAAAUCAGCGUGGACAGAGGUUUGAGUUGGGAAAAGGCACAGGAAAAAUCUUUGCAGCUGCAAGAACCAGAGGAAGGCUUUUACUUGUCCUUCAAGGUUCGUGGUGAAAUGUACUCAGCAGUUCUGGCUGAGCAUAGACACGGGAAGUCAUAUAACUUGUAUAAACCAAACAUAGGGAAACAGAGCCAUCCGGAAACCUUGGAUAGUCUGCGGAAUAAAUACUACAAGGUUUCUCCAGAAGACGCUCAGAAGCAUUGGGAACGUCAGUAUAUAUUCUCUUUGAGCAACUGCAGUCACACAGUUUGGAAUGGAAACUGCAAGCUGGUACAGCAGGGAAAAGAAUGUAUACAAGGGCUACGUCUUCGGCAUUAUUACAUGUUGUGUGGUUCUCUGCUGCGUGUCUGGAGUCGGAUGGCAUCUGUCAUUUCUGACAUCACCAGCAGUAGCUACCUACAGAUUGUACGCUUAAAAACCAAGGAUAAGCAUAAACAAGUUGGUAUUCAAAUUCCAGAGCCUUGUGUAUAUAAAGUACGGGACGAGCUGAAACAAAUGGAUAUGAAUGUAAAGAGAAAACAUGAGGAAUCUAAACAGGCUGCUGAGCGUCUCUCAAUGCCCCCCAUGUUGUCUGGAUCCCCUUUGGACCUUUCAUUAUCUUUUUUCCGUCCGCCCUCGCUCCCAGAACCUGAUGUUUUGGACCUGACUUUCAGUCCUCUGACUUCCAAUUUGCAGGAACAGAGUGGAUAUCAUUUCGGUGACCCUCUUGGGAGCAUCCUGUCCCCCAAUGAAAGUCUCCAGAGCCAGCAGUUUAAUGUCCGAGAAAUCAUAGAAGAAAUGCUUCAAAAACUAAAAGCGCCAGAUCAGUCUCCAGAGCGUCAGAGUGUCAUUCAGUUUGGAGGAGAGAACGGCUUCUGGGGUACAGGCUGAUGUGUGGGCCUUUUCUCCUGAUAACAGACCAGCGGCUAUGCCCCACAGCACUGCUGUAACACUCCAGAACCAUUUGUGGAAGAAGCCAUGAUUGCCCAUUUUGCUUGGAUUUUAACCAACCGUGUUCAUCAAACUAUUUGCGCUAUACCACAACAAGGAGAGGUGACAUCUGAACUUUCAGAGUCCAAAACUAGCCGUGCACCAUACCAUCAUAUCAGAGGACCAAGUGUCACAGGGAUGCUAGUCUCUGACAGCCCCCAUCUACAGUACUUACUAACACAUCCAUUGCCCAGCCGCAGCCUGUACUUGUUUUUGUUUGGGGCCCAACUGCAGAAAGCAGACUGGGAACCCUGCACUGUUUGUUUCUGUUCUCAGUCCCUGGUCAACCUAGCAUAGUUUUGGAUUUCUGUUCAGUGUAAGUAGGUUCUUCUGUGUUCAGAGCUGACUCCUUACAGCGCUCAGCACUUUAUUGUCUUCUCUGCAGAGCUUUACACACUGCUGGCUCAAAGAGCCACAAGCAAUAGCAUGUGUGAACAGUAUAAAA
Molecule: messenger RNA, 4838 nt
Organism: Nanorana parkeri
Lineage: Eukaryota; Metazoa; Chordata; Amphibia; Anura; Dicroglossidae
Gene: SBNO2
Product: strawberry notch homolog 2
Exons: 32
Coding region: 269-4294 (1341 amino acids)
Biological process (GO): regulation of DNA-templated transcription
Cellular component (GO): nucleus
Molecular function (GO): histone binding; chromatin DNA binding
Source: RefSeq, a predicted model, not a curated record